Molecule: messenger RNA, 736 nt
Organism: Arabidopsis thaliana (thale cress)
Lineage: Eukaryota; Viridiplantae; Streptophyta; Magnoliopsida; Brassicales; Brassicaceae
Product: cyclin-dependent kinase inhibitor
Exons: 1
Coding region: 86-304 (72 amino acids)
Biological process (GO): regulation of DNA endoreduplication
Source: RefSeq, marked reviewed
GAUAUAUAAAAUAAAGAUGUAACCGCCUCUUCUCAGACUUCAAAUUUUUUCCCUCUUACGACGAUUUCGAGUUCGAGAGAGAAGAAUGGAGGUGGUGGAGAGGAAGACGGAGAUGGCGGAGGAAGGAUGUACGACGCCGAGAAGCACGAUGUAUAGGAUUCCGGUGGCGUCUGUUUGUCCACCGCCGCCGAGGAAGAAGUUGAUGGUGGUGAGAAAACGAGAUCCGCCGAGGAACGGGUACUUUCAGCCACCAGAUCUUGAAACUUUGUUCUACGCACAGCCUCGAAGAGAAGCUUGCGCUUAGAUUUUGAGAUUUGAUUUGAUUUGAAUUAUCUAGGUUUUUUUUUUACUUUCUUCUCUGUAGAUACAUGUUUAGGGUUUGUUCUCUUAUUAGAUUUUAUUUAUCUUUCAGAGAGAUGACUUUGUUUGUGUAUCGAAAUUGGAAUUUGCUAAAAUGAAACUUUGAUCUGUUUUCCAAUUCGAAAUUUGUUGGCUUGUGUUCUAGAUCUAAUUAGUUCUUGUCGGAGAUUGAAAGAUUGAUUGUUAAACUCUGAUUAUGCUGUUUAUUGAUUAGAGAGUUUUUUUCAACUACAUAAUUGGGUGAGAAAGUGAGGUUUAGAAACUGUGAACAAGACAACAUCAAAAGCUUAACGAAAAUUCAGAUGAACCAAUGUCUUUAUUUGCUCUGUUUUUUUGGUUAUUCAUAAGUGUUGAAAAAGUAGUGCUCAAACUCUUU